Molecule: messenger RNA, 4860 nt
Organism: Naegleria gruberi
Lineage: Eukaryota; Heterolobosea; Eutetramitea; Acrasida; Naegleriidae
Product: rabGTPase-activating protein
Exons: 7
Coding region: 1-4860 (1619 amino acids)
Molecular function (GO): protein binding
Source: RefSeq, a predicted model, not a curated record
AUGAAUGAAACUACUAGCCUUGAUGAUGACGAAUUAGUUGAAAUUGAAAGCUCCAUCAUGAAUGCAUCAGUAAAUGUUUCAAUCAGAUCAGAGCUGAUUAAGGAGAUGAUUAAACAGACAGUCAAAAGUGUUGAUCAUAUUGUUGCAAGAAAAACAUUAUCAAAUUCAUCGAAGGCUGAAAAGAAGGAUGAAGGAUUAGGUGACGAAUUGUUAUCAGCAAACUUCGAAUUCAUUUUCAAUGAAGAAAGAUACAAGGCUUUUAAAGAAAAUGAUCAAGAGAAGAUUGAAAAGUAUUUGUCUUUAACUUCAGAAAUUGAACACAUCUCAACUAAUCAAAAGUUGGAAGAGUUGCCGAUUCCUCAAUCAUCUAAUAAUCACAAUUAUUAUGUUUUAAAUUAUCAUCAAUCUGAUUUCUUCAAAACAUCUCACCAGACUGGAAAUGAGGUAUUGGAUCAUCAUACGUUAAUUGAAAUAUUCCAAGGAUUUGAAUCAGUGCUGGAAAUGGAAGAAGAGAAAGUUGAAGAAUUAUUUGCUUUGGAGGGCAUUAAUAUAUAUGAUGAAAUUGAAAUGCAUUAUGAUGAUCCAAUGAUAAUUGACAACCAAGAGGAAUCAACUGCUGUUGAGGAAAACACAAUCGAGAUUGGUGGGAUUGAUAUGGUUGUUGAGGAAAAUGAGGAAGAGUAUGAACAGAAUGAAGAUGUUGGAGAAAUAGAAUGUGAAAAUAAGGAACCUGAACAUGUAACUGAGGCUCCUAAGCCAAAGGAAAAAGCUGAGUUGAAAUACUAUAGAAUUAUUGACAUGGAUACCACUAUUGAAAGAAAAAAGAGCUCAAAACAAAACACCUUAAGAACGAAGCAACGAGUUGAAGACAACUUGAUAGAAGUAAAACCAAGAUCAGAUAAUGUUGAUAAUGGAUUUUUUAAAAAACCAAGUGAAGCUUUUAAUCAACCAUUUCUAGAUCCAGAUUUUACUGGUUCCUUAUUAUUUCCUAACAUUGACAUUAUCCAACUGUCAAGUAUUUUAUCACGAUCAAUUGAGGGAGAACUGCCUGAAAGAGCAAUGUAUGAACUAGGAGGUUAUCAUGAUUGUGAAUAUGGUGGGAUUGAUGAUUAUCUUUUCGGAAAUGAAAUUAGUUUAUUGGAAGAUCAGCAAGAUAAUAAUACAGAGCUGGGUGGUGUUGAAAUGCAAGAAGAAACAGUUGAAGUGACAGUUCCAAGAACAAAGACCAUUAUUGACAAUCUCAUUGAGAAUGCUGAAAAGAAAAAAAUUGUACCAAUUGUAAAGAUAUCCUCAAUUAUCAAUGAUAAUCUCUCCAAUAAUCAAACAACAACCUUAACAGAGCAGUAUCAAUAUAGUCAUCUUGGCAAUCAGAAUGUAUCCAAGGCAAGGUUCUUGAUGGCCCUUCUCCAUUCAGUCCAUCAAACAAAUAUCAAAGGAAAUGCUCAGAUUACUCUGUCAAACGUUGGAGAAGAUAAGAAAGAGACAGUAAGAGUAGGAUCGGAUGAAAAUAUUGGAUCUACCUGUAAAGUUAGAUUUAAAACACCAACAGGAAAAUCAACAACACCUCUCCAACCACUUGACCCAAAUACUCUUUCCACUACUUUUGCUUCACCGAUACCAGUUAAAAGUAGGCUUACAAAGAGAAGAAAUAUAAAAAACAAACUCAAUUCACCAACAUCUUCAUCAACAACUGCCACCACAACAAAUGAAAAAGAUCCUUCUCCUUGUACACCAAGCCAAAAACGUUUUGCUUCACCAAAAUCACCUGUAAAUGAUAGUAUAUUUGAUACAACUAAGACUCCUAAGAGAUUCAGUGUACUUAAAACUCCAGUCAAUAAGAAAUCCCUCUCUAAAUUAUUUUCACCAAUUUUCUCUCCUUUGAAUAAGGUUAAAAUCUCAAAGAAGGAAACAACAAAACAUACCAAGCCAAAGAUUAGAUAUGGAAUUACCGAGCAAGAAUUAGUCAAACAUUACACUGUAUCAGAAUUAAGAGAUUACUGUUACUCCCACUCUGAUAAGAAAUUUUCACAACUCACAAAACAACAAUUAGUGACAAAAGUUUUGGAUAUUUUACAACCUGUCAUUGAUGUUGUGUUGACAAGCCCAUUGGCAGCUGCUGUUAAGAGUAAGAGAUUAUCGAACACCUCAGAAAUGCUUUCUUCACGUGAACACAUGUUAUCAGAACUUAUUGAAACUAAGGAAAACAAGGAAGAAAGUGAUGAUGAGUUUAUUGAGGAACCAAUUCAAAAACGAUCCACAAUUUCGAAACCAUCUUCCAAUCCUGUAACUUCGUGGAGUGUUGAUACAGAUAAUGUUUACUCUCUUUUCUAUAAUCUUAAAUUGACAAAUCUAUCGAGUAUGAAAUCAUAUUGUGAGGAUAAUGAUAUUAAUCCAUAUGGAGGUAGAGAGAAUCCACCCCUAAUUUCAAAUCAUCAUUCCAAUGAGUAUGAAACUGAAUUAGAUUAUACAACUGAACAAGUCAAUAGGAGAGAUGUGGAAAUUGAAAGGUUGAAAAAGUCUAUUGAAACAUUAAACAAGGCUUGUUUUGAUGAGGAUGAAGAAGAUGAAUUGGAUGACUUAAUAGACAAAUGGAGAGUAGCAUGUCAGGAAAUGAUUUACACACUUGUUGAUAAACUACAACCAACAUCAGAGAGAAUGAGUUUGGGCAAUUUACUCAAUCAUCUCGGAAUUGAUUAUGAUAUUAUUCAUUACGAUAAAGAAGAGGAGAUGUUGGAGGAGAGCCACACCAUUAGUAACCCUAACGAAAUUGAUGAGACAGUAACUGUUUCAUCAUCGUCCUCUUUGCCAUCAUCUCACACUAAUUCACAACCUUCAACACCAACUAUUGAAGAUGUUAAAGAGGAUUCCGAUAAGAAAACUCUCUUGGAAAUACAAGAUUCAUCACCACUAGUAGAAGUAAACCAACAAUCAUCAACACCAACAACAUUCACAGCAUCACCAGUAAAAGAAAAUAUCAAUUCACCAAAUUCACCAUCAUCAUCUAUAAUUAAUUUGGAAGAUAAAGAAGUGAUUGUUGAUGCAGAAAGCAACAAACAUAGAAAAGCAACAAUAGCAAUAGAGGAAGAAGAGGAUGAGGAUUCUAAUGUACCAAAUGAAAAGUGGGCAGGUAUGGAAAAUUGUGGAUUUCCUGCCUGUUUUGAUUUCGAAAAAGAGGAAAAGGCAUUAUUUGAUAAAUACAUGUCAAGUCCUUUGAGAAAAAAGUACAUGACAGAUUGUAAAGAAGCUUGGCUUGAAUAUUUCAUGACUACUAAUAAUGGAUUUUAUAAUAAGGUUGUGUAUAAUAGUACUGUAAAAUCAUUAAUAAGAAAACAUGGAAUAUUUCCAGCUUACAGAAAAAAGCUUUGGUUAGAAAUUAAUAAUGUGGAUAAGAAAAUGAUUGAAAAUCAAGGAUAUUAUCAAAAAAUGUUACAAGUUCAUCAAGAUGUAUUUAAUGAAGCUGAACAUCAAAUUGAUUUGGAUCUUUCACGUACAUUUCCAUCACAUCCAUUCUUUGCAAAAAAGAAUUCAAAAGGAAGACAACAAUUGAAGAGAAUUCUCAUUGCAUUUUCUUGGAGAAAUCCAUAUGUGGCCUAUGCUCAAAGUUUAAAUUACAUUGUUGCAAUGCUUUUAUUACAUUGUGAUGAAGAAACAGCCUUUUGGUUGUUUGUAGAGUUGGUUGAGGAAAUUUUACCUAGAAAUUAUUAUAAUCCACAAUUGACAGGAAUUAGAAUUGAUUCUAAAGUAUUGGACGAAUUAAUAAGGAAUAGACUUCCAAAAAUUCAUUCACAUUUUCAAAAUUUAGAAUUAGAUUGUACAGCAUUUUGCUCUGGAUGGUUUAUGAGAGUUUUCCUUGAUAUUUUCCCAGUUGAAUGCAGUUUGAGGAUUUUAGAUUUGGUUUUUGCUGAGGGAAGUAAAAUUCUUUUCAGAACUGUAUUGAGCUAUCUGAAAAUAUAUGAAAAUCAAAUAUUAGCAAUGAAAUCUAUGGGUGAUAUACUUCAUUUCAUUAAUCAAGAACCUCAAAAGUUUUAUGAUCAUCCAAGAUUAACAAAAUCAAUGUUUAACUUUUAUUUAUUAACACGUAAAGAACAAUAUAUUGCUGGCUGUAGAGAUCAAGGCAUUGAGCCUCUAUCGAUGGUCGUUAAUCUUAACGAUGAUGAUGAAUGCGUUCAGAUUUUAAAUUUAGGAGAACUAACACUCGGAACAAAGAAUGGUAUUGCUAUCGGUCAAGCUUUACAUUCAAAUCAAACUUUUACUCAUAUUAAUCUAGCUGAAAGUUAUAUGGGAGAUUCGGGUGUUGAUGCCGUAUGUCAAGGGUUGAUGCAAUCAAAGGUUAUUGAAUCCCUCGAUUUUAGAGGAGCCAAUUUAUAUAGGUCCAAUGGGUUGGCACAACUACUUGCCAAAACAUUCACUUUGAGAGAACUCAAAUGUGAAUGGAACAGUUUGGGAGUCUAUGAAACUGGUAUUUCUGAAAUAUCUGAGGCUCUUAAGUCUAACAAGUCCCUUAUGACACUGGAUUUGAGGAAUAACAAAAUUACACCUGAAGGAGCAAACUCUCUUUCUAAUGCUUUGAGAGCAAAUAGUGUUUUGCAAAAUUUGGAUUUGAGAUGGAACUAUUUGGGAGUUAGAGGUGGUAAAUAUAUCAUGGAAGCAUUACAUGACAAUUACACAAUUAUUGAUUUGAAGUUGGCAGGUAAUGAGAUCGAUUACAAAACUUUACAAGAAAUUGAUAGAAUGAUUAGAAGAAAUUACGAUGUGAUGGUAACCAAACAAAAAGAAUCAGAAAUGUCAACAAAAUUGAAAACUGAAAUAAGUGAACUGAGUUCAAUGCAAAACGUAAGUAUCAAAACAGAAAUUAUGUAA